Molecule: messenger RNA, 1123 nt
Organism: Heterocephalus glaber (naked mole-rat)
Lineage: Eukaryota; Metazoa; Chordata; Mammalia; Rodentia; Bathyergidae
Product: growth-regulated alpha protein
Biological process (GO): defense response; immune response; chemotaxis
Cellular component (GO): extracellular region
Molecular function (GO): chemokine activity
Source: RefSeq, a predicted model, not a curated record
ACCAUUCCCCACCCCAUGGGACCCGAUGCACCGCGUGUCCCCGCCCCGCAGGCGUCUCCUUCCGGAUCCGAGCUGGGGAAUCCCCAGCGCAGCCUCCCGGCCGCGCAUAAAGGGGCGCAACGGCCGGGGAGCCCCAGUCCAGCCAUGGCCCACACCGCCCCCAGUGCCCUGCGCCCCGUGCCACUGCUGCUGCUGCUGCUGCUGCUGGUGACGGGAGCCGCCCGGAGAGCCGCAGGAGCGCCUGUGACCACCGAGCUGCGCUGCCGCUGUCUGCAGCCUGUGCGCGGGCUGCACCCCAAGAGUAUCCAGAGCGUAGCCGUGACGGCGCCGGGACCCCACUGCCACCAAACCGAAGUCGUGGCCACGCUCAAGGAUGGACGUGUAGCCUGCCUAGACCCGGAGGCCCCGAUGGUGCAGAGAGUCCUGCAGAGAAUGCUGAGCAAAAGCAAAGCCACCUGAGCCCUGGAGGACUGAGCCCUUCAGUGUGCCUGUUUCUGAGGGAAUUCUCAGAGGAAUCAAAGGGAAAGAGAGGCGAAAUAACACCAGCGGUGCGGGAUUGUGCCUAAUGUCUGUGACCAUUUCUUGUGGGAGUUUUUCUUCUAUUUAUUUGAAUAUGUAUUUAUUUUUCCAUGCUUUUGUAUGGUUUAAUAUUUAAAGAUGAGAUGGUAUUUUUUCUAAUAUUUUAUUGUACGGUUAUUUUAACGGUCAUUUUUAAUGUUAAAUCAAAGUUAUUUUAGUAAUGACUUAGUUUGAAGAUGAUGAGUGUAAGAUAUUUAUUCAUUAAACUUGUUGGGCACCAUGCCAGCCAGGUAGGGAAUGCAGAGAAGUAGUGAGAUCCACCUUAACCUGGGUGAGUGUGUGCACACAUGUUUUUGUAACUGUUUAGAUGAAUGUCAGCUGUUAUUUAUUGCCACACUUUCACAGAACGUAGUCAACAUUUCUGAUGUUGAAGCCUUAAGAACUACAAUGUUCUAAUUACCCCUUGGACAUUUUAUGUCUUCUUUGUAAGGCACAAUGCCUUGUUUAGCCAUAACUGUGCACUGUUUCUACAUGUUUUGGAGCAGAGAUAUAUUUAUCAGUAUGUUUUUACAAAUAUCAUGAAAAUAAAGCUUUUACAAAAAUA